UGAACAGUCAAAACCGUUCAUUGUGUCACAACUGUUCGGACGUGCGUGUGGUGUCGUCUUCUCAACGGGGUCGAUUGUGCGAAAGAUGCAGUAAUCGAAGUGAAAGUGUGCUCGUGUGACCGCACUAGCAUCCCUGCUGAGAAGAUGGGCUUUUAAUAGCAAUACCACCAACCGUAGGAAGAAGAAUAGUGUUUACACGUGCCCAAUAGGUUCGUCGCCGCGAGAAGAGGUCGCCUCAGAAAAAAGGAAAUAAUUAAGCUGUCCUCCACUCGUUGUUCGCUGUUCUCGGUGUUCUGUGCGGUGCCCUUGCAGUUUGGUUUGCAUCCCUUCGCACCAUCAUAAAGUAGGCUGUGGAAUAAUACCGCAGUUCCUGUGUGGUGUGUAUGUGUGCAGAAAAGGAAAAAUUACGCACACAGCAUCGCAUCGCAUUCGGGCACAGCAUACAAAUCAUCGAGUAGUUAAACAAAUUACAAAGAAUCAAAGUGACUGCGGAAAACCAUCACCAUGGCUACGUCCAACAAGGAGAUGGAAGAGACGGAAGAUAACACUGAGCUCGAUCCAAGGAUCCAGAUCGAGCUCGAGAAUCUCAACACGGCAACGGAUGGUAUUAACAAGCUCGAGAUUGAGCUGGAGGAAGCCAACUCCACGUUUCGGAUACUGAUGAACGAAUCGACCCGCCGGCUGAAGCUAUCGUCGAAAAAGUUCGGCAGCUGCAUCGAGAAAGCCCGCCCGUACUACGAAUUGCUCGAGAAGGCGAAGGUGGCCCAGCUGGAAUGUCAGGCGGCCACGCUAAAGUAUCAGCGCGCGAACGAGAUUCAUGCGGCGGCCAAGGAGACGGUAGCGUUGGCGGAGCAGCGCUUCAUGAGCAACUCGCACGAAUGGCAGUUCGAUAAUGCCUGGCAGGAGAUGUUGAACCACGCGACGAUAAAGGUUAUGGAUGCAGAGAAACAAAAGGCUGAAAGUGGUGCUGAACAUCAGAAGAAGGCAAAGGUGUUCGAGGAGGCAGAAAAGAAUGUACAACUACUGGAGGAACGCUACCGAAGAAGUAUAUGUAAAUCGCGCCCGUACUUCGACGAGAAGCAGCUCUGCCAGGAACAGCUGGAGGCACAAAAGGGUCGCAUACAGCAGCUCGAACAACAAAUCCAAGCGGCCAAGCGCGCAUACAGUACGGCGCUCCGGAAUCUGGAAAAGAUUAGCGAAGAAAUCCACGAACAGCGUGGCGAUCUUAGCCAGGCCGCACCUUCCGGUCCCCGGGAACCGGGUGUCGGGGCCGAGCUAGCCAACAUUUUGCCCACCACAACGAAGCCCGCACCGUGCAAGGAUCGGUUCCCGUACAGCAGCACCAUGCCGGACAUCUCGAGCGAGCUGGACAAGUGUGAGAUCCGUUCGGUUGGUAGUGCGUCGGUCGCCACCAGCUCGGCUGUCAGCGAAAAGGACCCAUCGGAAGAGGACGAUUACUCCGGCAUGACGCUACACGAAGAUGACGAUCCGUCUUCUUCGGUGGCGCACGAUGAUGAUCUGCAUCUGGAGCUGUUGCGGCAGAAGGUACGCACGUUGGCGGUACGGCCGGUUGAAGGCGGAGAUGGUCAGCAGCAGGAGCAGGACGUGUGGGAACACGAACUAAAUGCCACGGUCGAUAAGCUCGACCAUCUGAUGAUGUUGCGUGAGUGUUCGCGUAGCAGCACCUUGAGCGGAUCGGGUGUCACCGGUGGUACUGCGGCCAGCGAAAACGGCGCAACGUUCCGUAGUCUACCGACUACGCCGAAGCAUCAUCAGCUUCAACACCACCAGCAGCAACAACAACCUCCGAUUGGCCGUGGCGUAUCCCUUUCACCGGUCGAUUCACCCGCGCACGAGCAGCACACGAUCAAAAUGUUCAAAAAGCUCGAUCCCCUACCGUUGGCCAACGUUUCAAUGUACGCGCUUCCAACGUAUCUGAGUGUGGCCACGAAUGGUAGUCCCCAUGCCGGGGACAGCUUGCUCACCCCAAUCUCUGCCACCUCGACGGGCGAUAUGGGCGACCUGAGCGAGGCUGGACUGAACACGAAGCUAAAGCGUAAGAUGUCCAUGUAAACCUUACCCCCCUUUUUGGCGGUCGGUUGGAGUGAUUAGCAAUAGUAUUAGUAUAGUAGCGUUUAGUCUUUUUAAGACCAGGAGGGAGGCCAUACCGUGGCCUUUCGCUUUUCUUCCCUCCAUGAUGGGGUGUGCAGCUCGAUUAGAUUUUAUUUCCAUUUUCUUUGCGUUUACCAUUUAAAAUUCGGCGUAGUGUUUAAGUAUAGAGAACGUACGUAUAUUAUAAAAAGGAAAAACGAUUUACCUAGAAAGCGAGCUUGAGCUACGUCUCCUGCUUAUAUGUUGUAGUGUUAAAAGGAUUUAGUAGAGGAAGAAAGGUAGAUGCUAAAGUUUUAACGUUUUAAAAUGAUUCACCAGAAACACAGUACACUAAGAGAGAUAAAGAUGUAUGAUGAGCAAGCGAAACAAACAAGCAUACCGUACGGAUCUUCCUGCCCAGAGAUAGCGUAGAUAUGUUAUAAAAAUUCACGUUUUUAGAGAAGGUACCACACAGCAAAAGGUAAAUGAUUGCAAAACAGAACAAAAAAGAAUAACGUCUGGUGUCUUGGUCAAAGUGAAUAUGGCGGGCUACCCGGCCCAAAGCCAACAAAAUGAUUUUUCAAACAAGUAAUGAAGUACUCGUUUUGUACUCUUCUACAAUUACGUUUUUUUGGAAUCAAUCCUAGCCUCUUGUUUUACAAAUAUUCCUAACAUCAAGAUUUUAAUAUUUUAAUACGAUUUUCCCUUUUGCCCCUGUACCGUUUUUCCUUUGACCAGGACCGUAGACAAACGUCCUUCAAUGGGGAGUUUAUUGAUAUAACGCGUAAAGUUGCGUAAAAGAACAAACAUUUGCAUGCAUUACAUUACACACUGUGAUUAGAAGGAAGCCGGUACAGAUCAGCGACGGAAUAGCAAAAGCAAUUAAGGCAAUUAAACAUAUAACACACGUUUAAUCGGUGCACUUUAGCAGCUAGACAGACAGACACAUUUAACUUAAAUACAAAUUACAAUCCCUCGUGCUCGGGUUCGCGAUACGGUUGAGGGGAUGCAUUUUAGCCCUUUACUUAAUGAUUAGUGGUAACGGAAAUUCGAUCGUCCCUAUUGCGCAUAUCUGUAGCAGUUUAUCUGUUCUGCACAAUCAUCUGUUAUUGAGUAAUUUAUUUAAUGUUUUAUCCUUCUGCAAUCACCGCACUCACCGGGAAGAUGCAUUUAGUACUGUGCAUUUUUGUUAAUGUUUCAAUUUUUAAGCAAUAUUGCUAUAACGAUAAUAAUAAUAAUAGUAUUCUGCCUUUUUGAAAUGGAAAAAAAGCUACCGGACAAAGAAGGCUAACAAUGCAUCCCCCCAUCAAGUACCUACGGGGUUUUUUUUAACCUUUUUGUUUUUGCUAUUCUUAGGCACGUUGAUGCGAAUACGUAGAUUGGUUGCUAGGCGAUUGGUUUAGUAGGCUGCAAAUAAGGAACGCUACCACAAACAGCUACUACACGGUCUGCUCCGUAUAGGCAAAACAAAGGAAGAUCAUUUUGGGCUAAUUAUAGUUAGUGUUUAGCGCAACCGGAAGGUGAGCGUAGAGGAAUCGUGCGCGCGUGAUUACUAGAAAACCUCUAAAGUUUAACAAACUAAUUCGUUUUAUUUUCUCUCCCUACUGCAGAAGUAAGAUAACGGAGCGAACUGUCUGUUAUUGGAAGAACAUGAAUAAAAACAUCCAAACAAAACAAACUUUAACU
Messenger RNA from Anopheles moucheti, 3777 nucleotides. It is a transcript of the gene pcs, whose product is annotated as SH3 domain-binding protein 5 homolog. Gene Ontology annotation, molecular function: protein kinase inhibitor activity. Gene Ontology annotation, biological process: intracellular signal transduction; negative regulation of protein tyrosine kinase activity. The transcript is spliced from 6 exons. Gene Ontology annotation, cellular component: cytoplasm. The record is from RefSeq and is a predicted model, not a curated record. The coding region runs from base 505 to 2073 and encodes 522 amino acids. NCBI's taxonomy places the organism in Eukaryota, Metazoa, Arthropoda, Insecta, Diptera, Culicidae.